AUGACACCUGCAACAGAAGGUCUUUUGGCAGGCUUUGAUCCCAAGAAUACCAAAUCGAUGCGUCGCUUCGCACUUUCCCUCUAUCACUGGAAGAAAGGCGCUCGAUUCACCAAUAGUGCCCAUCUCCAUGGCCUGACGAACCAACAAAUCACCACACUUGAGGCAGCCAGACUACGAGUAUUGAUUGAUCCAGAGUGGGAUAUACUUAUUGAGCGCUUUCUAGGCACUCCGCGGAAUAUCGCACCAUACAGACCCUUGAUGCAAGCAGCAAAAGCUUUGGCAGAUCAUGCUGCUGGUGUUCAAGCACCAAAUAUUCUCCCCGUCUCAGAGCUUCUCACAACUCCUCAAUCUCGACCUUCGAUUGGUGUUGGCCCAACCGUUUCGGAGCAGACAACGAUCACCAAUCGAGGCCGAGAGCCAAUUGAUAAACCACUAGAACAUUCCAACACUACUCGGUCUGUAUCUCCAAUUUCUGUCGACGUAGGAAACUUCGGAGAAGCAUUACAAAAAAUAGCACCUUUUCCAUCUUCCUCGCGUGGGAUAUCUCCAGGCGCUGAUAUGUCCUGGAUGUCAGAUCUGGAAGACGAGGCUUUGAGACAGGCCGAACUAGAUGAUAUGAUGAAAAGCUUGAAUCACACACCAGCCUCCGAAGUUCUUCGCAACACUCCUGGACCUGCUCUUUCACCUAAGAAUAAACUUGCAGUUGGUCCCAGUGGACAGUCUAUAGUUGAUGCCGCUUCUCAAAAUGCUGAUCGAUUCGAGAACCGGACUUCACAAGUAAAGGAAGAUCACCUCCUUGCUGAGCCAUUUCAAGAUGAAGAGAAUAAAGAAUACGCAGAGGGUUAUCGCUCAAUCAUUGACGAUUGGCAGAAAAGACUCUCGCGCAAACAAAGUCAUCAGAGCAUUGUUCCAAUGGCACAGCACCAUGCCACCGAGGACUCUGAAUAUGAUAGUCAAAGUCAGGACUUCGACUCGGAAAGUGUUGCGUCUGAGGAUUAUGAAAUCAGUGUGACGGCUCUGCUUGCAAGCGAACUUGAAGAGGAAGAACGCAUUAACAAUGAAGAAAGGGAGGCUCGUGAGAUUGAGGCUGCGAUACAAGAGUCUCUAAAAGUCAACAAUAUAGUACCCAGCACCUCUGGAUCUUUCAGUCCCAGUUCAAGGCCGGUUCUUGGUAAAAGAUCUUCUGAGACGUCCGAUGCGAUAUUUCCUUCACCAAAGCGCGCAAACGUCGAAAGUCCGGAAUUGGUCAUCAAGCAUCACGACAAUGGUUUAUUCAGCGAGGAGGAGAGCUUUCCACGAGGCUAUGAGGUAGUAUAUCCAGGAAAAUUUGGCAAUACCAAGAACACCCUCUUGAACAGUGAACCUAGUAUUCGCUCAGGCGCUCCAGAUACUAUCGAAGGCUUCAGUGGGUUGAGUGGUGGUGAGAAGGUACAGGUUCCAACUGAUGUGAGAGCUUCUGGGACGCAGAGCAACGCCAAUGAGUCAGAUGGAAAGGAAGUCCAUGCCCCCAAAAAUAACUGCUGUCUACUUCUAUAA
Mollisia scopiformis is the source of this 1536-nucleotide messenger RNA. RefSeq lists its product as uncharacterized. The coding region runs from base 1 to 1536 and encodes 511 amino acids. The record is from RefSeq and is a predicted model, not a curated record. Lineage: Eukaryota; Fungi; Ascomycota; Leotiomycetes; Helotiales; Mollisiaceae. The transcript is spliced from 2 exons.